UCAGUUUCAACGGUAUGUCCUUCUUCUCCUUCCUCCCCCAGUUUCUGUGAUAACACUUCAACUUCAGGUCUCGCUCUUCCAAAAGCUCCCAUCUUUCUGGGUUUCGCUCCUCUACGAUGCACUCCCUCUCCUCCCAUUUAACUCGUCCACUCUCCUCCUCCUUCUCCCACUUCCGCUUCCUCUCAUUUUUCCACUCUCCCAAUUCCCACCCCAAAACUUUCUCUAUUUCCCAAAAGCCCCCCACUUUCUCCAUCCGCAGCUGCACCUCCAUCUCCGCCAAGCCAUCCUCCGACCUCCGCCCCAAGCGCCGCGCCGCCGCUUCCGACGCUAAGCUCCGAGCUCUCCGGAACCUCUUCCCCGGCGUCGGUAUCGACGCUUACGUCAUCCCCUCUCAGGAUGCUCACCAGAGUGAGUUCAUUGCUGAAUGUUACAUGAGGAGGACAUUUAUAUCGGGUUUCACUGGGAGUGCAGGCACUGCUGUUGUCACCAAAGAUAAAGCAGCUCUUUGGACAGAUGGGCGCUAUUUUCUUCAGGCUGAAAAUCAGCUGAGCUCGAGCUGGAUUCUCAUGCGGGCUGGUAAUUUUGGAGUUCCUACAACUAUAGAAUGGCUGAAUGAUGUUUUGGCCCCUGGUGGGAGAGUUGGCAUUGACCCUUUUCUGUUUUCUUCCGAUGCUGCAGAGGAAUUAAAGCAGGGCAUUGCUAAGAAUAAUCAUGAGUUGGUUUUCCUGUAUGAUAAAAAUCUUGUGGAUGAAAUAUGGGAAGAUUCAAGACCAGAACCUCCAAACAAACCAAUUAGAGUACAUGAACUGAGAUAUGCUGGUGUAGAUGUGGCUUCAAAGUUAUCAUCUUUGAGGAAUGAACUUGCUGCAGCUGGUUCAUCUGCGAUAGUUAUAUCUAUGCUUGAUGAAAUUGCCUGGCUGUUGAAUUUGAGAGGAAGUGAUGUUCCACAUUCACCUGUUAUGUAUGCUUAUCUGAUUGUGGAGCUUGAUAAAGCAAAGUUAUUUGUAGAUACGUCCAAAGUAGGUGCUGAGGUGUUGGGUCACCUGGAGAAUGCGGGUAUUGAAUUGAGGCCAUAUGACUCCAUUCUUUCUGAAGUAGAAAGUCUGGCAGCAAAAGGAGCUAAAAUUUGGUUGGAUGCAUCAUCUGUGAAUGCUGCGAUUGUCCACACCUACAACACUGCUUGUGAGAAAUAUUACGAGAGCCUUGAAAUAAAAAGAAAAAGUAAGACUAAGGCGUAUGAGGACUCCAAUGGUUGGUCUGAAGGACCCACCGGAAUGUAUAGGGUUUCCCCUAUCUCUUUGGCAAAGGCUCUGAAAAAUGAUGCUGAGUUAGAAGGGAUGCGAAAUUGUCAUUUAAGGGAUGCUGCUGCUUUAACGCAGUUCUGGGUUUGGAUCGAAGAGCAAAUUAACAAAAAUGUGAAACUAACUGAGGUAGAAGUUGCUGAAAAACUUCUUGAAUUUCGUUCAACGCAGCCUGGUUUUCUAGAUACAAGUUUUGACACCAUCAGUGGCUCUGGUGCAAAUGGUGCUAUCAUACAUUAUAAACCAGAACCAGAUAGUUGCAGUGUUCUGGACAAAAAGAAACUCUUUCUUUUGGAUAGUGGAGCCCAGUAUGUGGAUGGAACAACUGACAUAACCCGCACCGUACAUUUUGGUGAACCUACUGCACGUCAAAAAGAUUGCUUCACCCGAGUUUUACAGGGUCAUAUAGCUCUUGAUCAGGCAGUAUUCCCUGAAAACACGCCUGGUUUUGUGUUAGAUGCAUUUGCUCGCUCUUUUCUUUGGAAGAUCGGACUGGAUUACCGACAUGGAACUGGGCAUGGUGUGGGAGCUGCAUUAAAUGUUCAUGAGGGUCCUCAAAGUAUUAGCUUUCGAUAUGGAAAUACAACGCCCUUACAGAGUGGCAUGAUUGUUAGCAAUGAACCUGGCUAUUAUGAAGACCAUGCCUUCGGCAUUCGAAUUGAGAAUCUUCUUGUCGUGAAAGAAGUUGACACGCCAAACCGUUUUGGAGGAAUUGAAUACCUGGGAUUUGAAAAGCUCACAUUUGUCCCCAUUCAGGCCAAAUUGAUAGAGUUGUCUUUGCUAUCUGCUGCGGAGUUUGAUUGGCUUAAUGAUUAUCAUUCACAAGUUUGGGACAAGGUCUCACCAUUGCUGGAUGGUCCUGCUCGUCAAUGGCUUUGGGACAACACAAGACCUUUAGUCAAGCAGUGAUUCGUACCCUUUAUUUGUUGUGCCGUGUUGUAGCCUUUAUUUGUUGUGCUAUGUUGUACCCUUUAUACCAAGAAUUAGACAGUAAAUAGCCUUGUAUAUACUUUGCCCUGCAUAUUUGAUAGUUUCUGUGAUUACAAGACUCUUCAGAAAAAUGAAUGUGAACAAGGGAAAGUUAUUUUUUUCUUUU
Fragaria vesca subsp. vesca is the source of this 2397-nucleotide messenger RNA. RefSeq names its product probable Xaa-Pro aminopeptidase P-like. NCBI's taxonomy places the organism in Eukaryota, Viridiplantae, Streptophyta, Magnoliopsida, Rosales, Rosaceae. The coding region runs from base 117 to 2210 and encodes 697 amino acids. The record is from RefSeq and is a predicted model, not a curated record. The transcript is spliced from 13 exons. Gene Ontology annotation, molecular function: metalloaminopeptidase activity.